This is a messenger RNA of Xiphophorus maculatus (southern platyfish), 1091 nucleotides long. RefSeq names its product high choriolytic enzyme 1-like. NCBI's taxonomy places the organism in Eukaryota, Metazoa, Chordata, Actinopteri, Cyprinodontiformes, Poeciliidae. Bases 59 to 913 code for a protein of 284 amino acids. The record is from RefSeq and is a predicted model, not a curated record. Gene Ontology annotation, biological process: proteolysis. The transcript has 10 exons. Gene Ontology annotation, molecular function: metalloendopeptidase activity; zinc ion binding.
GGCCUAAGCUCCAGCUCUUUGCUUGAGUGUUGAGUGAGUCACUGCUAAUCCAACAGCCAUGAUGCUCCUAACUGCUCUCCUCUGUGGGUUUCUGUCCACAUCACAGCCUUUAUUUGUAAAGACUGAUGACAACGCUGGCAACAACAUUGAGGACGAUGACUUCAGUGUCUCCACCCUGCUGGAAAAGGCCAAUACUAACCUGGGGGAGAACUUGGAUGACCCUCUGGUGAUGUUUGGAGACAUUGCCGUGCCAACGGGUCUACAGAAUGCUGAUCCCUGCACUGCUCGAGGCUGCCUGUGGAAUAAAGACCAGGACGGCAACGUCUACAUUCCGUACAGUAUUUCCAACCAGUUCUCUCAAAGAGAAAGAAGCAUCAUCGUGAGAGGUCUGGAGUCAUUUCAUGGCUCUACUUGCCUCCGCUUCAGGCUCCGCCAAAGGGAAAGAGACUUUGUGGACAUCCAAUCCCGCUCUGGGUGCUGGUCUUUUGUUGGCCGUAUUGGUGGCGGUCAGGUGGUGUCGCUGAGUCGCAACGGGUGUGUUUUCCACCAGAUCGUCCAGCAUGAGCUGUUACACGCUCUGGGCUUCAACCAUGAACAGACCCGCUCGGACAGGGAUAGCCAUGUCCGCAUCCUUCUGGAGAACGUCAUCCGUGGACAGGAGCAUAACUUCAGGAAAAUCGACACCAAUAACCUUGGCACUCCCUAUGACUACAACUCUGUCAUGCACUAUGGAAGGUUUGCCUUCUCUAGGAACAGAGAGCCAACCAUUGUUCCCAUCCCCGACCCAAACGUAGAGAUUGGAAGAGCCACUGAGAUGAGUCAGAAUGACAUCCUCCGGGUGAAUCGCCUCUACCAAUGCAAUUCAACUGUUCUUAAGAAUAAACGAUUUGCGUUGGGAAUGCAGUUCCUCUGAGAGUUCAAAGACGAGUAGCAGACAUACAGAGGAAGCUGCUUGCUUUUAUUGGCUUCUUUGUUGACCUAGUGAGAAAUUAAAACGACUGAACUGUCACUGUCAUUUUACCACAAAUACACAAGAACGGAUGCUUUCCAGCUUGAUGCAAUGCAAAUAUUAAUAAAACUAGUCAAAGCGA